Molecule: messenger RNA, 3297 nt
Organism: Etheostoma spectabile (orangethroat darter)
Lineage: Eukaryota; Metazoa; Chordata; Actinopteri; Perciformes; Percidae
Gene: msantd4
Product: Myb/SANT-like DNA-binding domain containing 4 with coiled-coils
Exons: 6
Coding region: 382-1635 (417 amino acids)
Source: RefSeq, a predicted model, not a curated record
UGCACUUGAAUGCAGCAUUGAAAUCGUACCUCUAGGAUGUUGUUUUGAUUGCGGUACAUCUGUGCGCGUAAGGAAGCCUUUUCAGCCGGUGAUGCUUCUCUACCUGUGUACACUUACCUGGCAGCAGGGAAGCCAGGCAAUAAACGGGGGAAACUUCUGCAAGUCUUGUCUUAAUAUUAUGUGACAUUAGAUACAUCAAAUCAGGGCCUUAUCACCUCAGAAGUGAACCAUCCAACUCUAAAACAAGACUUUUCUAACCAGCCAACCAGGACCUUCCUCCACUUUGACUCGUUGUUCUCCUUGACCACCCCCCAAGUUGUCUCUUUUUUUGUGUCUCUGGGCUUCCUGUCCCUUCUUGCUGCCAAGCUGGAUUUCCUGCAGAUGAAACAUCUGAAGAGGAAAAGGAAGAGCAACUACAGUGUGAGAGAAACACAGACUCUCAUCAGGGAGAUCCACAAGCGGACGGACGUGUUGUUCUCCAGACAGCAGAACACAGCCAUUAAUGAGCUGAAGAGACAGGCAUGGGAGGAAGUGGCACGAGGUGUUAAUUCUCUGGGAGAGGGAGAGCUACGCACUGCUGCUGAAGUGAAGCGUCGUUACCUGGACUGGCGUGCACUGAUGAAGAGAAAACAGCUUCGGGCUGAGCUCUCUCUCUCCUCCUCCUCAUCCUCAUCUGUGGCCCUGAAGACUGAGUAUGAUCAGUCCUCCCCUGAGCAUGAGACGGCUUCUCUGGGAUCUGGGUGUGACCAGCUGCUUGACCUCUCAGGCCUCUCAAAGGAUUGUCACUGCGACUGGCCAGAGCUGGCGGCUCUCGGUGAGCCGAGCGGGCAGGCCAUGAUGGCACCGCUGGGUGUGAAGAUGGAGGAUGAUGUCAGUGAAUACAGACUGGAUGGUGAUGGUGAUAUGGGACACAGAGAAAUAGAUGAAGAUGAUAUUCCUUCCCUCCUCAGUGACAUUGUGUCACGUGGUGAAGGGCAUGUUGGUGAUGUUUACUCCCACAACGACUUGGGCAUCCUCAGCUCCUCCAAGGCUCCGACGUCCACUACCAACCGAGACGUGCCACUGGCUGGUGGCCUGAUGGGGAUACCAGCCCAAGCUCUGGGUGGACUAAAUAAUCAUGAAAACAUGGGGGCAGGGUUUCGUGUUGCUGUUGAGAAACAGCGAUUGGAGCUGGAAAAACAGCGCCUGGCUGUGGAAACUGAACGUCUGGCAGUGGAGAAAGAGCGGCUGGUGGUGGAGAAGGAGCGACUUCGUCAAAUGGAGGUAGAGAGGGAACGGCUGCAGCUAGAGAGAGAGAGGUUACAGGUCGAGAGGGAGAGGCUGAGGCUUCUGCUCCUCAGCCAAUCAGAGCGCGUGGACUCCUCAUUUGACCUGCCGCCGCAACAAGGUCAUCCUUCGUUCUCCACAUCAUCUUUAUCCUCCACUCAUGUUGGACAGAGGGAGAGAGAAAAAGAAAGUAAAGUCUGGAUGCCAAUGGUGGAUCUGGAGACAGAAAGGCUAAAACUAGAGAAGGAGAGACUGCAACUGGAAAAAGAGAGGCUGCAGUUUUUCAAAUUCGAGGCGGGCAGACUGCAGAUUGAGAGAGAACGCCUCCAAGUGGAGAAAGAGAGAAUGCAGCUGCAUCAGGGCCACUGAGAAAAAAGACUGAUAAGAGAUAGAGGAAAAGAUGCAUACAUUCAUUUUUCACCAGCAUCAGGGGAACUUUAAUAUUGAAAACAACCCAGAAUGUGUGAGUUUGCAUCAGCCGUUACUCCCCUUUCAUCUUCCACACACAUAUCCCUAAGGAAGCUGUUUGGGACUUGUAAAUUAUUAUUACUGACUGGAAUGUUGAACUGCUACAAACUACUAAUUUUUUCUAUUUUUGUUAUUGCCACUCUUCAUUCUAACCCCAACCGGCCCGUCAGACACCGCCUACCAAGAGCCUGGGUCUGACCGAGGUUUCUGCCUAAAAGGAAGUUUUUCCUCGCCACUGUCGCACUGUUGCUUGCUCUGGAGGAAACUACUAGAACUGUUGGGUCCUUGUAAAUUCUGGAGUGUGGUCUAUCUGUAAAGUGUCUUGAGAUAACUCUUGUUAUGAAUUGAUACUAUAAAUAAAAUUGAAUUGAAUUGAAUUGAAUGUUGUCACUAAGAUGGAGGUCGGGCAUAUUUAUGACCACCAUGAUAAAGCAGUGCCUUAUGAUGUCUUCAUAUGGGUGACAGGACAGAAAAGGUGCCGUCAAGAUAAAAUCUAUUGGCAUAUGCAGCUGGUUGGCCCUAAGCAUAUUUGAUUUAUAAAAUGUUCAGUACCUCAUCCAAAUACACAAUGCUCAAAAUGUGCGGUUUAAAACAUCAGAUGCUGGGAUAUCAAUUGAACACAUGCAUACUAGACAUAAUAAUUUAUAAUGGUAUAUAUGAAAGAAUGGAAUUGGGAUGUCUUACUCUCCAUCUAUGCACCCAACCAGUGCCAACUUAUCUACUGCAUGUGUGCUUGUCUGUAUGCAUUAGCUUCCAACAUUAAAAAAAGAAUGCACACAAUUACUUGUUACGGAGCGUUUUUUAUACUAUUUUUGUUUUACAGUCAAGUGCUUGUGUUAAAACAUUGUCUCUUAUAACUUUGUACAUUCGUCCACCUAUUUUAAUUUGUCAUAGCAUGAAAUGCACAGGUGUUACUAAUACCAUUGGUCUGUUCUAUUUACAUGUCCCAGUAAGCCAUGACAGAGUGACAUUGAGCCAGCAUGUCAAUUCAGUCAAUCAUUAAUUUGAAUAUUUAUACUUGUGUGUGUCCUACUGUGACAUGUCAAAAUGUUCCAUGAAAUAAGGUGUACUAAGAUUUGAUGUUUUCUCCAUUAAGAUUUGUGGACUUAGAAAAGAGCUUGGACAUCUGUGAUGAGCAGCUACUGGAAGUUGGGGUGUGCAUGCUAGACGAUGAAAGUAAAAUAUUCCUUUAAUGGCUAUUUGCUUCAGUUCUGUUGUGCUAUGUAUAUACUCUAGUAUGUUAUGUUAUAUAGUGUUACUGGCUGCUAAAAAUUGCAACUGUAUACUGAAGGUUAUGUCAUUCAACACAUCCAACCAUGCCUUUUUAUUAUGUUGUAAAUAAUCACCUCUUUUUAAUGUUUGUCCUGAGUUACCACUAAUUUAUAAAUUUGCUCAGCAGCCCUAUAUUAUUAUUUCCUCAUAUUAUAAUUCUAUCUAUGAUAUGCAUAUAUUUGUAUGCUAUUUAACUGUUUUUUAAUGAUUUCUUACUUCGUCCAUACUUCCAUGUUGAUACAUUUUUUAAAUAAAGCUUGUUGAAAAAAGAAAUGUGACCUCCAGACAAAC